UUUAUACACUAUCGUUGGAGUCCAUAAAAUCGCGGAGACCAUUAAUUCGCGGCCAUUUUGUUUUUCUCCCCGGUCAUGUGAUUUUUAAGCUUCACGCGCCGGAAAUCACGUCAGCGUUUACUACAGUGUUUACUCUAGCGUAUCCAGCUGUCAGACAGUAAAAAAUGCGUUUUAAGCAGACCAAUCCUCAGCCUAUCAGAAGCAAUCCUCAGCCUGUCAGAAGCAAGUACAGACUGUAUUCACCAAGUGCAUUAACAAGUGCAUACAGAUGUGUUAAAGAAGAUGGUUUGUCAGUGCUGAAGGCGUCUAGAAUGUACAGUGUACCUGAAAAUACACUGAGAGACAGGGUUCUAGGAAAAAUUGACCCAGAAACUGUUGUUAUGGGAAAAGUGCCCCUAUUUGAUCAGUAUGAAGAGUCAAAAAUAGCAAAUCAUUUUAAAGAAAUGGCUAGCUACGGAUACGGUUACACAAGACAAGAAUGUGUUGAUAUAGCUUCAGAUUAUGCUGUCCAGUUGGGAAAAAGGGAUAAGGACAAACGUCUGUCAAUAAAUUGGUUGAAAGGAUUUUUACAUAGAUGGCCAGAAAUGAAGGUUGUGAAACCACGUGGAUUAGAGUUUAUUCGGGCUAAAAUGACAAAGGAAAGCACAGUCAUGGAGUACUUUGAACAUUUAGAGAGGUGCAUUAGCAGACAUGACCUAGCAGAUAAACCACAUCUCAUCGUUAACAUUGAUGAAAAGGGACUAACUAUAGACCACAAACCCCCUAUGUUGUAGGAAGCUCAACAUCAACUGUGCAAGCUGUUACUUCUGGUAAAGGUCAAACAGUUACAAUGAUAGGCUGCGGAAGUGCUAGUGGUGUCUCAAUUCCACCUUUUUUCGUAUUCCCAGGAAAAAGAAUGAAUUCUGAUCUUUUGAAUGGGGCUUCACCCGGAGCUUCAGGGACUAUGUCGGAAAGUGGCUGGUCAAAUACUGAUGUGUUCAGGAAGUACUUGAAAGAUCACUUUAUGAAGUUUGCACCUGGUCGCCAAGGAGAGAAGAUCAUACUUUUACUAGAUGGUCAUCGUUCCCAUGUUGCAGUUGACCUUGCUGAGUGGGCUAAACAGAUGAAUAUCAUUAUCUUUGUGUUACCAGCCCAUACAAGUCACAUAUUGCAACCCCUUGAUGUGGCUUGCUAUGGGCCCUUUCAAAGGAUAUAUAAUAACCUUUGUCACAAGGUUAUGAGACAGACCUCAGCUGCUAUAACAAGGUACAAUAUUUGUGAAAUAGCCUGCAAAGCAUACUCCAAGGCCUUGUGUGCAGAGAACUUGCAUGCAGCUUUUCAGAGGACAGGUAUUUAUCCCAUAAAUAAGGAGGCCAUCCCAAAGGAGCAUAUGAUCCCAUCAGAGGUGUUUUGCAGUCAGACAGUGGCUAAUGAGGAUGGGAAUGACAGUGACGCCACAGUAGAAGGGGGUAUUACUACAAAUGCAGCAACACCUGAAGAUCUUUUUGAAAAGCAAACCCUCAAGCUCAAAAAUGUGAAGUCGAAAUUAAUUAAUAAACCACGAAAAACCAUGAGCAAGCUUGUUUCAGGAAAAGAGCUGACAAGUGAUGAAGUAUGUGAGGCCAUACAACAGCACAUAAAAGAUCAACAGAAACCUACCAAAAAACCUGCUAAAAAAACUGCCAAAAUGUCAAAAUUAGUGAAAAAGUCCCCAAUGAAGAAAUCAGUAUCACCCAAACCAGGUCCGUCACACAUUAACUUGCUUGCUAGUUCUGAGUCUAGUUGUGAUGAGGAUAUUGAAGAUGAAGAAAAAUGUUGUGUUUGUGGACUUUUUACACCAACAGCACUAGCUAAUGCAGUCUCCAUCACAUUCGCAAAGUGGGCUCAAUGUGAUGGCAUGGUGAAUGGAUAUCCAUGUAAUCACUGGACCCAUCUUAUUCACUGCACAAAUGUCAGAGUAAUAAGAAGAGGGGACACAUUCCUAUGCCCUCACUGUGAAGUCAUGGAAGAGUAAAACUAUGUUGUAGGCCAUAGUAACUGUUAAUAGUUAUUUGUUUGUUACUGUUGUGAAAUACUUUCUUAAAAAAAAAAAAAACACUAAAUACACGUUAACCUACUAAAUGAAUAAGUUUGGCCUUUUAAGUCACGUGAUUCAAGUACCAGGAUGCUACAGCCUCGUUUCCGCGAAUUUAUGGUUUGCAAGCGGCUGACAUUGUUUAUUUGACAGGACUGUUUUGAAUUAACUUUACUUCUUAAUUAAAUGGAACAGAAUUUAUUGGAAUGGUGUUUGUACAGUAUAAUAGACAUAUUUGAUAAGGUAUGUAAAUAUUUUCUUAUGACAACCUUUAUUUAUUGAGUUUACGCUAAAUAUAAAUAAACACCGCGAAUCAAUAGUCUCCGAGGAU
Messenger RNA from Mercenaria mercenaria, 2384 nucleotides. RefSeq lists its product as uncharacterized. The transcript is spliced from 2 exons. The record is from RefSeq and is a predicted model, not a curated record. Bases 830 to 1993 code for a protein of 387 amino acids. Gene Ontology annotation, cellular component: nucleus. Gene Ontology annotation, molecular function: DNA binding. NCBI's taxonomy places the organism in Eukaryota, Metazoa, Mollusca, Bivalvia, Venerida, Veneridae.